AUUGCAGCAGUGACGUCUCCACCUUUUUACUGCCCCACCCUGAGGGAAACCGGAAGUAGUUUUCUAUUGGUCAGCUUUGCGCUCGGGGAAGUUUUGAAAAUCCGAGCCGAAGAGUAACGACUUUAAUUUCCGCUGAUCAAACUGUUUAAUCUCACAGCUACAAAUGGGAGACGAUAUAAAGCAAACAGAGGAGGAGUCUGUGUGUGUGGUGAAGAGCGUUAAAGAGCUGUUUCCCGAUGAAGAGGAUCCUCAUGAUGAUGAUGGUGACGAUGAGGAGGAAGAUGAUGAUGAUGAUGAUAGUGGUACAGGUCACCUCUCUAUCGGUGCUCGGUCCUCUCUUCACCUGCAGCCGACCGAGCCGCUCGGGAGUGGAGAGUUACCUGCGCUGUUCCAGACCAAACACCUGGUGUUCUACGAGAGGUUUAAAACAUAUCAGGACUACAUGCUGGGUGACUGUAAGCCGUCAGAGGUUAAAGCUUUCACUGCUGAUUAUCUGGAGAAGGUGAUGGAGCCGCGUGACUGGAGGGCGCUGUGGCACACUGAUGUGUUUGAUGUGUUGGUGGAGGUGUUGGAUGUAGACUAUAAGGAUUUAAGAGCGGAGGUGGAGGUGGUUCUUCCACUGCAGUGUGAGGCUCGAGGUUGUGAGCUCAGUGAGGACUCCAUGAGAACUUUACUGGAAGCCACGAUGAACAGAGUUCCACUGCUGGAGCUCAGCGUGGUGUACGACUCGUCUGGAGACUUCGACCAAACAGCACUUGCUCUGGAACACCUCAGGUUUUUUUACAAACACAUCUGGAGGAAGUGGGAUGAGGAAGAUGAAGAUGAUGAGUUUGAUUACUUUGUGCGCUGCGUAGAACCCCGACUCCGACUAUAUUAUGACAUCCUGGAGGACCGUGUCCCUUCCGGUCUGGUGGAGGAGUACCACACACUUCUGCAGUGCUGCACAAACACCUUUAAGGAGUUCUCCAGCCUGAGGAACGUCUUGAGCAGUGACUCAGACUCAGAGCUGGACAACGUGUCCAUGGUGGAGGGACUGCGCAUGUACGAGCACAUGGAGACGCUCAAACGCAGACUGCGCAUCAUCGAGAACCCACUGCUGAGGAACGUGCUGGGUUACAGGAUGAAUUGUGGUCGACAUUCGCUUUGUCCUAAAGGUGAGCGUCCCGGUGGAGGCCGUGUGGUCCAUGUGGUCUCGUCCUCCACCAGCGUUCAGUCUCUCAACAACCUGAUGAUGGAUAAACUCCUCCCUCUGUACUCAGGGAAAGAGUUCGAGCUGCAGUUCCACAGUGACCCAGCGGCGGCGGUGACGGUGUGUUAUGACGGAGAUGUAAUCAUUGUGUGUCCUGGUCAUUACAUCAUCACCAGUGCCAUCAGCAUCACUGACUCCAUCCAGCUGGAGGGUUAUGGUUUGCCUGAUGAGAUAAUUAUAGAGAAGAGGAAUAAAGGAGACACGUUUGUGGAGUCGAUCGGUGUUGAUGUGAAAAUCUCCAACCUGAAGUUUAUUCAGCACGACGCCAUCGAGGGAAUUCUCUGUGUUAGACAGGGGAGGUUGGAGAUGGAGAACUGUGUGUUACAGUGUGAAACAAUUGGUGUUAUUGUUCGCACAUCUUCUCAGCUCAUCAUGAACAUGUGUGACCUUUAUGGCUCUAAGGGAGCCGGUGUAGAGAUUUAUCCAGGGAGUGUGUGCAGUCUGGUGGGAAACGGUAUCCAUCACUGUAAGGAGGGAGUUGUGAUUAAGGAUUUUGCAGAUGAGUUGGACGUUCCUCCUCAGAUCACAAUGGUGAAUAAUGUGAUCCACAAUAAUGCAGGUUAUGGAGUAAUUCUAGUAAAGCCUGAAGACCGCACAGCUGCUGCAGAAGCUGAAAAGGCGGAGGAGCAAUCAGAAGGCGGGGCCACAACACCAGAGGGUGGAGUCACACAUACAGAAGGCGGGGCCACAACACAAGAGUGUGGAGUCACACAUACAGGAGGCGGGGCUACAACACAAGAGUGUGGAGUCACACAUACAGGAGGCGGGGCUACAAUGUUGGAGGGUGGAGACACACAGACAGGGGUCAGGGCCACAACAUCAAUGGAUGGAAAUACACAAUCAGAAUGUGGGGCCACAAUGGAACAGGGUGGAGUCAUACAAUCAGAAGGUGGGGCUGUGAAAGCAGAGGUGGAGUCAGCAUGUGAAUUCACCACAGGAAAUGAUGUCAUCGUGCGUGAGCUCCUGGCCACUUCGGUGACGAAGCGUCGUGCUCAGAGGAACCGUGUGCGGGACGUAGGAACCCUGAGGGCCGACGAGAAUCUUCUGAGUCAGGACAUGUUCGUCUCCAUCGAGGGGAAUCAGUUCCGGCGUAAUGGCAUGGGCAGCUUUGGGACCUUCCUCUACUGAAACUAUCACAAGGGCUCAGAGACAAACUCCGCCCACAAACCGCUUAUUUAUCCCACAAACUUCCUGAAGUCUGUGUUGAACUCUUUAGGCUUUUAUUUAAUUUUACAUAUAGCUAACUGCUAGCGUGUGACCUGUUAGCAUGUAGUGUCUCAGUUCUGUUUAAAUUCAUCACAGAGUUUAAUUAAAGUUUAAUUUUACUUAAGUUUUAUUUUGUAAACUGGACAGUGAGGUGAUGUCACUCAAGUUUUAUUGGAAUGUUUGAGUUUGGUGAGAGAUGUGUUUGGUUUUGAUGACGAGAAGCUGAAGAGACACUGACGGUUAUAGCAGUUGUGUUGUGGUGUUCUAGUGUAGGCGUGGCGUUCUAGUGUAGGCGUGGCGUUCUAGUGUAGGCGUGGUGUUCUAGUGUAGGCGUGGCGUUUUAGUGUGGGCGUGGCAUUCUAGUGUGGGCGUGGCACUCUAGUGUGGGCGUGGUAUUCUAGUGUGGGCGUGGCGCUCUAGUGUGGGCGUGGCGCUCUAGUGUAGGUGUGGUUGUGGGUCACUGAGCACGUUGUGGUUUGGGAAUGAGGGGUGUGGAGUUUCUUGGCUUUCUGCUUCACCUUGUAUGAGACACGUUGCUGUUUUAAUUCACUGCAAAUUAAUCAACAGGAAUUAAAGUUCUGCUAAAACCUCA
Molecule: messenger RNA, 3047 nt
Organism: Tachysurus fulvidraco (yellow catfish)
Lineage: Eukaryota; Metazoa; Chordata; Actinopteri; Siluriformes; Bagridae
Gene: shcbp1
Product: SHC SH2-domain binding protein 1
Exons: 14
Coding region: 164-2377 (737 amino acids)
Biological process (GO): fibroblast growth factor receptor signaling pathway
Source: RefSeq, a predicted model, not a curated record